AUGCAUUUCACCAAAUCCGCUGUUCUGCUACUUUCUACCGCCGUUUCCCUGGCUGUGGCGCUGCCUACUGCAACCCAACUCGAAAGGAGGGCCGUGGCUGAGCGUCCGUACGCCGACAUCCAGAUCUCAGAUGGCGUAGCCGGCAACGCUGCCGCCGAGGCUGAGGCCAAAUUCCCCGUCGACCCAGCGACGGCCACCGCGGAGGACCUGCAAGUUGUCAAGAAGGCAUCGCAGCUUGUAGGCGACGCUGAGAAUCUGGCGUUCGUCCCGGCAAACGACAAGUCGCAGGAGGCUUCAAACGGUUUCAUCAAGAACAAGGUUUUGAAGAACUACUUGGGCUUGUUGUCCUUGCAGAUCCAAAAGGCCCAAGGCGCAAAUGUGGCCAACAUUGAUACCCGCAUCGCAGGGGAGCAGAAGAAGCUGACGACGAACACGAACACCGAUAAGCAACACGCUGGCCAGAAGAGCAAGGGCGUUGCGUUCAAUGGUUGA
This is a messenger RNA of Colletotrichum karsti, 492 nucleotides long. RefSeq lists its product as uncharacterized. The record is from RefSeq and is a predicted model, not a curated record. The coding region runs from base 1 to 492 and encodes 163 amino acids. Lineage: Eukaryota; Fungi; Ascomycota; Sordariomycetes; Glomerellales; Glomerellaceae. The transcript has 2 exons.